GCGUACCGCCAACACACGCGCGCGCGCGAAACCGUCCGCCGACGAUAUAUUAUCACAAUUAAUACCUGUCCCGUCCGUCCGUCCGUCCGUCAGCGAGAUCGACCGCAUCAACACGACGCACGUCGUCCGUACAUUGGCCGCAAAUCGCGACGAUACCGCCACAUUAUACCCGUCGGGCGACGGUCACCGCAAACUACCUGUAAUACAAUUUAAUAGCGUACGAUCAUUGGAGGAAACGCCAUCGCGAACGGGACGCGGGUGUUCGACCGUCGACGCGGCCGCGCUAUGGAAUCGCGCGGGGCGCUGUUGCUGUUGGCCGUGUUCGUCGUGGCGUUCCAGCGACCGGCGCACGGUCAAGAUUGUCCAGAUGGCGUACCAGUAACGUACGUUAAAUAUAGUAAUUCUGCUCCGAGAUCUGUAGUACAGCCGAUCUUAUUAUACGCCAGCACUCCCGGAGUUGCCAUAACGGCAGAAUGUUACAACAGAUGUAGAAAGUCGGUGGACUGUGCCGGCUUCAUAAUAGAUUACACAUCGACAUCAUGUUACCGGGUACCUAAUAUGGGAAGUUCCACCGACAAUAUUGUCGUGACCCCUAAUGUAAACUUUUUUAGAAAAGCCUGUCUCCGCGUUCCCGAAUCAUGUAACCGAAGAGCAUGGCCAAUCGAAGUAUCCAUGGACUACGAAAUAAAUGGUUUUCAAUAUUCAGUUAUACCCAAUAUUGGCGAUAAAUGGCGAUGUGCCCAACUAUGUAUUGACCAAAACAAUUGUAAGUCAGCGAAUUACUUCCGAUCAACCAAGAUGUGUUCAUUGAAUUCCGAAACCCGUAAGACUAAACCUACGGCAUUUAAUCCGAGUCGGAAUCAAGUCGAAUACUUAGAAAAUGAAUGCGCCAAUACACUGCCAGGUGUAAAUCAAAUGAGUUCAUGCUGGCACGAACCUGUUUAUGAUAGAACUUUACAACAAGUGGACUUACAAGUAGAAAACAUUAAUAUUGAACAAUGCAAAGAAAGAUGUGAAUCUGAACAAUAUUUUAGCUGCAGAGGUUAUACUUUUAAAUGCCCUACAGAUGGAUUUGGUGGUACUCUUUGUCUUUUACACGGUGACGACACACUUACAGCUGGCCCGCUCAUCCCAUCACCGUGUUCCACUUACAUAGAAAGAAUUACUUGUAUUGAUUUAAGCGUCUCGUGUAAUGAUGACUCUAUGAUAGUGUCGUUGAGAUCUCAGGGCUUCAAGGGCAGAAUGUUUGUGCUAGGAAGACCAGAAGAAUGCGGUGUUAACGGUCGCCAUACAGAUAUGACAACGAUUACCCUUCCGAUUGUUGAAAACCACACUCAACGCAAUCGCUGUGAUGUUGUGGUGGCUAAAUCGGCAAACAGCAAUAGGAAAUUGGCUACAGCUGUUGUCGUAGUACAACACCACCCGAUUAUACAAACCGUUGGCGAUCGAGUGACCAAAGUGUCAUGUGCUGUUGGUUCAAGUCCCCACCCGUCGUUCUUGGCAUCUAGACCACAGAACAUUACUUUAGACGCUACGUUUGGUGUAGCAGAACCGAGCAUACAUAACACUAUAUACAAUGACGGUGGCUACGAUCCAAAUGGUUUAGUUGGCUCUGCAAAUCAAGUCGCCAAGAUGAGAAUUUUAGAAGUAGGACGGAACGUAAAACAAGUAUCUGAAGUAAAACUUGGCGAUGAAUUAGAGCUCCGGAUUGAUGUGAAUCAACCAUAUAACGCAUCACAAUUAAGAGCAGGCCACUUGAUUGCUAGUUCUGGAGAUGGUCUGGACUCCUUGUUACUCUUAGAUUGGAGAGGAUGUCCUCCAGAACCAUCGACAUUUCCGGUAUUGAAUUUAACACCUCCAAAUUCUAUGGUUGCAAGAUUCAAAGCAUUCCGAUUUCCUUCGUCACCUGUACUACGGUUUAGCCUCAUGAUGAUGUUUUGUGAUCAGCUGUGCAAGCCAAGUGAUUGUGGAAACGGACAAGUGUCCUAUGGUCGACGAAAGCGCGAUACACAGGCCUCAGAAACUAAACCAAAAGAAGUGCCAUUACAACUCGCAAUCGUAGUACGUUCUCUUGAGGAACAAGAAGAAAUUAUAGCCAGUCAAAGUCAAAUUAGUAAUAGUAACAAUAAUAAUGAGAGAUCAUCAAGAAGAUUAGAAGCUUCAGUAAUUCGCAACAACGAAUGGUGCAUUACUUGGCCUAUAGGAUUAGCAAUCACUAUAAUUCUAGUCACUAUGCAAACAUUAAUUGUAUUAGGCUGUUGGUCAUUUUUUCGACGAUCAAACCAAAAGGUCCUUAAUGAUCGUGUGACUUUAAAUUCCGACUUUCAACCAAGACAUGUCACUUGGGCUGAUCAUCAAUAAAUACCUACAAAAUAUACCUAAUAUUAUUUUGUUUGUAUGUACGUUUACCUUUUUUUUAUAUAUAUUAUAUCCUAUAUAAUUAUAUCAAAUAAAUUUAUGUACAAAUUAUUUUAUAACCAAAAAUAUAUUAAGAACCGGCGGUAAUGUAAUAAAACUUUAUAAAAAAUUGUAUAUUAAAAAUCAUUAUUUCACUAUACAGAGUGUUGCACCGAGCAUAUUCUCCUUAUGUAUACCAUUAAUUAAGCAUUUAUUCAAAUUAAUUAAUUGACUUUUAGUAUUUCGAUGUAAAUACACUUUGAUUUUAUAUGCCAUUUAAAGAAUAUUCGAUGGUGGUACAUACUUUUUUCUUUUAAUGAAAACAGACUGUUGUUACUAUAAAUUACUAAAGGUACGGUUUCCCCGCAGUGUCAAAGAGUGGAACAGCGCGGCGUCAUUAUGUCACGUCCAAAUGCGGCGGGGAAACCAUACCUUAAGCAAAUAAUUUUUUUUCAAAGUUAAUGGAUAAAUCAAAAUUCGAAUGAGUUAUAGUUAUUUUUAUGUUAGUUUCAAAGUUAUUACGACCUUAUAUACUUAGAAUAAUAGGCCAUGAUAAAUAAAUAAAUAAUAUGUCUGUGAAGACUGUUAAGGU
This is a messenger RNA of Rhopalosiphum maidis (corn leaf aphid), 2989 nucleotides long. RefSeq lists its product as uncharacterized. Bases 286 to 2361 code for a protein of 691 amino acids. NCBI's taxonomy places the organism in Eukaryota, Metazoa, Arthropoda, Insecta, Hemiptera, Aphididae. The record is from RefSeq and is a predicted model, not a curated record. The transcript has 11 exons.